AUGCAUUGGCUUACCGCAUUUCUCCCGGCCGCCGCCCUCCUCUGGGAGCCCGUCAUUGGCGACCCUACGCCCAAGUACAACCCUCUGCCGCCCCUCCGCGAGCAAGCCCGCAUCCAAGAUGCAUGGACGGAGGAGCGCAAAGCGGGCAUCCCCGCCCUUCUCAAGAAACAUGGCGUCGAAGCCUGGGUGAUCAGCCAGCGCGAAUACGCGGAAGAAACAGUCUUCUGGUCUCUCAAACCAGCAUCGACCUUCUCCGCCCGCCGCCGCACAACGUGCCUCUUCCUCGCCGAGCCCCUCGCCGCCAACUCUUCCGAGGGUUCACUGCCGCAGCAACCGGGCUGCAUUAUAGGCUGGACCACAGACGUCUGGGAAACACUCAAAGCGCAGCUCGAAGCCGCGAACCCCGCCACCGUCGCCAUCAACGCGCACCCGGAGAUCGCCUUCGCCAGCGGCCUGCACGCAGGCGAGUACCAGGCCAUGGCGAGCGGGCUGGGCGGGGAGUGGACGUCGCGGAUGGUCGUCAAGCCCGAGAUCGCCGUCGAGUUCAUCGCGACCCAGCCGCGGUCGAAGCUGCCGCGGUACAAGCAGGUCAUGGAGACGGCGUGGGCGAUGAUCGCGCGGGGUUUCAGCGAGGCGGUUGUCGUCCCCGGGAAGACGACGACAGGGGAUCUGGAGUGGUGGUUUAGAGAGGAGAUUCUGGCGCACAACUUUACGACGUGGUUCCAGCCCAGUGUCAGUGUGGUGGACCAGGCGCUGCCUUGGGCUGUGAAGAUGGAGACGAGCGUGGAUGAGGGUGCGGGGGGCAGGGUUAUUGAGUAUGGCGAUAUGCUGCAUGUUGACUUUGGGUUGACUGCUCUGGGGCUGAACACCGACACUCAGCACCUAGGGUACGUGCUUCGUCCUGGCGAGAAGGACGUCCCCCAGGACUUGAAGGAUGGGUUGAAGAAGGGGAACAAAUUGCAGGAUAUUGUGAGGCGCAACAUUGCUGUCGGCAAGACAGGCAACGAGAUGCUCAAGGCAUCACUCGGAGAAAUGCAUGCAGAGGGGAUUCAGGGACGCGUUUACACGCAUCCGAUUGGAGACUGGGGCCAUGCUGCCGGUCCCCUCAUCGGGAUGACGAACAUGCAAGACUACGUAUCGGCAUCCGGUGAGCUGGCCGCCGUCUCCAACAUGUGGUUCAGCGUCGAGCUGCUUGUGGAGCACUACGUCGCCGAGAGGAACCAGACCCUGUGGUUUGCGUUGGAGGAAGACGUAUACUGGGCUGGCGAGGAGAAGGGGUGGCAAUGGGUGUACGGGCGACAAGAGGAGUUCCACCUGGUCAAGACCGCGAAGAAGCAGGAGACCAUGGAAGAGUUGUAA
Messenger RNA from Colletotrichum spaethianum, 1359 nucleotides. RefSeq lists its product as uncharacterized. The transcript is spliced from 3 exons. Bases 1 to 1359 code for a protein of 452 amino acids. Lineage: Eukaryota; Fungi; Ascomycota; Sordariomycetes; Glomerellales; Glomerellaceae. The record is from RefSeq and is a predicted model, not a curated record.